AUGAGUGGUGAUAAAGGUAAUUCGUGCUUUGCUAAAUGGAUGAUUGAUAGUGGCACUACUGACCACAUGACAAGAGAUCCCAAGGUAUUUCAGGAAUGCCAUUUCUUUUCUAGGAAGGAGAGGGUUGAUUUAGCCGAUGGUUCUUCUAUAUUUGUAGCUGAAAAUGGGAGUCUUACACUGUUAAAUAAAUAUUUAGUUCAUAAUGUCCUUCACAUUCCUCAUCUUCCUUUGAACGUUUUGUCUAUUAGCCAGACCAUCAAGGAGGACUUGAUGAUGACCAGAAAGUUUGAGAUUGGUUUGGCUUAUGAUGGCCUGCAUUAUCUACCAUUGAAGUACAGAGAAGCUGAUGUCGCUGAACAAUAUAAGAGUGAAAAUGAACCACAUAGUACUACAGGGCAGCGUGAAGGGCAGUUUGCAGGGCAGCAUGAUCAUUUAUUUGGACAUGUUUACUCUAGGAGACACCCUAGUGAAGUUGUAAAGAGUGAAAACACCAAUCCCAAUUCUGAGAUAUCCCUGGAUGAGCCAAGUCCAAUGUGUGAGGAACAUGAUGAAGAUAUCAAAAGUGACAUGAAUGCUGAAGAGCUUCCUAUUGCUCAAAGAAAAGGGACCAGGAUUGUUGUUGAGGCUCAGGUGGAUCUAAAAUGGGUUCUUUCUAUGCAAAAGGAAACAAAAUCCCUUGACAAGAAUAGAACAUUGGAAGCUGUAGAUAUUCCUGAGGGUGCUCAUCUUGUGGGAUUGAAGUGGGUUUAUACGAGGCUUGGCUGGACACAAAAGGUUUCAGUCAAAAGUACGGCACAAACCACCUGA
Molecule: messenger RNA, 807 nt
Organism: Nymphaea colorata (pocket water lily)
Lineage: Eukaryota; Viridiplantae; Streptophyta; Magnoliopsida; Nymphaeales; Nymphaeaceae
Exons: 4
Coding region: 1-807 (268 amino acids)
Source: RefSeq, a predicted model, not a curated record